AUGUCAUUCGCCUCCUUGACAAAGGAGGAGAAGACUGUGUUGCGCCCCCACAUGGCGUUCAGUUGGCUGGAUACUGCCAGUCACAAAUUUGUGACUACUAUCAUAACGAAUGGCCAUCGCGUGGAAUGGAAACUUCCAAGGGAUGCAUCACCAGCGCAGAAGAGAGACUAUAUCCUCAGAGAAGUCGAAUGCGUCGCAGCAAUGUUCAGGCCAUUUUCGCUCGAUCACAGUGAGGAAUGUAUCAUUCUAAACCACAUAUUGUUCGAUUUGACAUCUGGACUACCUGAAACAGAAGAUUGGAAGCAUCAGAAGCAGUUUUAUAUGCACGAUUGGCUGAGCUUAAUCGAUGUGGCAAGGGGAGAGACUCACGUUCCAGUAGAGACUAUGGAACAACUGCACAAGUACAAGAACGGGCUUCUAAAGCAGGGAAAAUCCAAACAUGCAGCAGCAGCAGAAGCACUUAUACGGGACUUUGAAGAGCGUGCACUGCGGAACAAUUAG
This is a messenger RNA of Alternaria burnsii, 501 nucleotides long. RefSeq lists its product as uncharacterized. The record is from RefSeq and is a predicted model, not a curated record. Bases 1 to 501 code for a protein of 166 amino acids. NCBI's taxonomy places the organism in Eukaryota, Fungi, Ascomycota, Dothideomycetes, Pleosporales, Pleosporaceae. The transcript has 2 exons.